UGACUUCAAGUAAAAACAGGGUGACUGUUGGUGUUUCACAUACAGCUGUCAACUAUUGAGUGUUAUAUCGACAUUAUAACACACACUUUUGAACGUAGGUGUCGCUAACAUCCCUACCCCAGCAAUUUCGUGCAAAGUCAAAGUCGAUGGCACUCGUCCAAAGCUCCGGCAGUCCAGUAGCAGCAGGUCUGAGUGUGACACAGGAAACAUCUACAUUUGUCGUUCCACAAGACAGCUAACAAAGCACCAUGACAUCUCUACUGAAAUGCUCGACAUCAACACAUUCCUUGCUGUAGGCGUUGCCGUGUUGUCGUUGUGGUGGUUUUCCGUCAGACGACCUGCAGGUGCACCUCCAGGACCUUGGCUGGCUGUACCACUGCUGGGUCACCUGCUGCUGAUGAUGAAGAAAGAUCCUCUGGAGCAGUUCGCAGCAUGGCGACGACAGUACGGUGACGUGUUCAGUCUGUACCUGGGCAGCCAGCUGGUGGUGGUGCUCAACGGCUACAAGGUCCUCAAGGACGCGCUGGUAAAAAAUGCCGACACCUUCUCCGACAGGCCAUUUGUUUGUCUUCAAGAUAUACUAACCGACAGCAAAGGCAUUAUUGACACCUCUGGUCCUGUGUGGAAAGCCCAAAGAAAGGUUUCUACACAGAUUCUACGUGAGCUAGGGAUGGGCACAAACGUCCUGGCGGCAAAGAUUGAGGAGGAGGUCAAAGAGUACAUCAGGGUCAUAUCCGAGAGCCAGGUACAGCCGCUGGAUCUUAAACACUUGACCCAAGCUAGCGUGUCCAACAACAUCUGCUCCAUCGUCUUAGGCAAACGCUUCGAGUAUGACGACGAUGUCUUUGGAAACAACCUUAGGUUGAUGGAUGCCAUUGUUCACGAUUCUGGGGCGGGUGCCGCAGUCUCUUACCUGGCUUUUCUGCGACACCUGCCUGGAGAUUUCUUUAAGUUUAAGCGCUUUGUGGACAACAUGCGGCUUGUGAUGCAGAAGUUUAUUAAACCUUUUAUAGACGAGCACAACAGCAGGUUUGAGGAGGGUUCAUACGACGACUUUAUUGGCGCCUACAUCAUAGAAAUACAUCAUCAUCGCAACAGGCAGUCAGGGUCAACUCAUAUCAACGAUGUUAAUCUCCUGAAGUUAGUCUUCGACAUCAUCGUAGCUGGCUCGGAGACGACCUCUACAGCUAUCCGCUGGACUCUGGUUUACUUCCUUCACCACCCUGACGUGCAGGACAAGUGCUACGAGGAGAUCCACAGAGUUGUCGGCACAGAGCGAGCGCCCACCAUACAGGAUAGACCGCAGUUAGUUUACAUGGAGGCUGUCAUCAUGGAGGUUCUUCGUUAUGCCAACGUUGCGCCACUAAGUUUGCCACAUGCCACCCCAUGUAACGUGGAGUUUGGCGGAUACACGAUCCCUAAGGGCACUUUAGUCAUCCCCAACCUGGCUUCUGUGAUGAGAGAUCCGGAGACCUGGGGUGACCCCGACAGAUUCCGACCUGAACGUUUCAUUGGAGAGGACGGCAAACUGUGGAGACCUGAAGAGUUCAUUCCCUUCUGUAUGGGUCGGCGCAUCUGCUUGGGUGAAACGAUUGCUCGAAUGGAAUUACUUCUUUACAUUUCAACAAUGGUGCAACACUUCCAAUUCCUACCUCCGGAAACUGGAAAGCUGCCAUCUUUGCAAGGCCUGCUGGGAGCAGCCUAUUCCCCUAAACAUUUCAAAGUUCGAUCAGUGCCUAGGAUGUGUCUGAAAAAGGAAACAUCGGAAUGAAGUCAGCAAUGGAGAGGAUGGGAGUAUCUGAGGGCAGUGGACAUGGCUGCAGUAAAUCAGCGCGGAACAGUCUCAGCUUUCUUUUUAACCCGUUGUUUUUAUGUUACACGUAGCUAAUACAGAUUGUUGACCAAGGAAGGCCCAUCAAACGAUUUCGGCGUCAAUCAAUGGUCAAAUGUUGUCAGGGUCCAACAUGAUUUGUAUAUGGCAUACCAAAAGCUAAUUUUAAACAUUUUGUGGGCCAAUUUGGUUAGAUUUUAUUUUACUUUACGAUUAUACUCAUCAGUUUUUUUCUCUCAGUGGAAACUGAGUUAUAGACAUGAUGAACUAUGAAUAAUGCUAUAUUAAAUUUGUGUUGAGGGUUGACAAUGGUCACAUUCUCGACCCACACCAUGGAGAUGUUUUACUUAUUAUUUAUUUAGAUCUUCUUUGCUUCAGGAAUAUUAAAGAAAGAAAACAACUUAUGUCGGUAAAAUACUUGAAACAUAGAAUUGUUGAUAAUCAUGUUGAGAUAGUUUCAAGCUGAUAUGUACAAAUAUAUGUGCAGUUUUACUUUUAAUGCCUGAAGUCAUGUGCAUGGAAUUUCUUUUCCCUGUGUAAUAUUUUUAUUUCUUGAUAAAAGCUCGAAAUUUUUUCCUGCUAUUUGAUUAAAACAUU
Molecule: messenger RNA, 2428 nt
Organism: Pomacea canaliculata
Lineage: Eukaryota; Metazoa; Mollusca; Gastropoda; Architaenioglossa; Ampullariidae
Product: cytochrome P450 2U1-like
Exons: 5
Coding region: 266-1771 (501 amino acids)
Biological process (GO): xenobiotic metabolic process
Cellular component (GO): cytoplasm; intracellular membrane-bounded organelle
Molecular function (GO): iron ion binding; oxidoreductase activity, acting on paired donors, with incorporation or reduction of molecular oxygen, reduced flavin or flavoprotein as one donor, and incorporation of one atom of oxygen; heme binding
Source: RefSeq, a predicted model, not a curated record